GGGAACCCGUCAGGAAGGACAUAAACAAAACAAACCGAGGCAGCAUGGAGAGGGGCCGCGGUCCCUGCCGCCGAGCCCGCGCCGGGCCCUGAGCCGCCCCGACACGCACGGACUCACACAGAAUUGUUAAAAAGAAGAAAGAAAAGCAAAGCAGUGAUCCAAGCAGUUGAAUUAAAGCCUUUCUGGGAAAACCUGCUAUUUAUUGUGAAAAUCAUCUUUCACCUUGAAGUUAAAAAUAAAGCUGGAAAGAACCUUACAAACGAGAAAAAGAAAGAAGUUUGGAAUUGGACUCACAGAUCUGGGCUUGGAAAUGCCUCAGCCUAGUGUAAGCGGGAUGGAUCCGCCUUUUGGGGAUGCCUUUCGAAGCCACACCUUUUCGGAACAGACUCUUAUGAGCACAGACCUCUUAGCAAACAGUUCAGAUCCAGAUUUCAUGUACGAACUGGACAGAGAGAUGAACUGUCAACAAAAUCCUAGAGACAACUUCCUUUCUUUGGAGGACUGCAAGGACAUUGAAAAUCUGGAGUCUUUCACGGACGUCCUGGAUAAUGAGGGGGCGCUAACCUCCAACUGGGAACAGUGGGACAUGUACUGUGAAGAUUUGACGAAGUACACCAAGCUGACCAGCUGUGACAUCUGGGGAACCAAAGAAGUGGAUUACUUGGGCCUUGAUGAUUUUUCUAGCCCGUACCAAGACGAGGAGGUCAUAAGCAAAACCCCCACGCUGGCUCAGCUGAACAGCGAGGACUCUCAGUCUGUUUCCGAUUCCCUGUACUACCCCGAGUCCCUCUUCAGUGUCAAGCAAAACCCCCUGCCGUCCUCAUUCCCCGGGAAGAAGAUCUCGAGCAGGGCCGCCGCCCCUCUGUGCUCCUCCAAGACUCUGCAGGCGGAGGUCGCUUUGUCAGACUGUGUCCAGAAAGCCAGUAAGCCCACCUCAAGCACACAGAUCGUGGUGAAGACCAACGUGUUUCUCAACGAGAAGGUGAACUUCCAUGUGGAGUGUAAAGACUAUGUGAAGAAGGCCAAGGUGAAGGUCACCCCUGUGCAGCAGAGCCGGCCCCUGCUGUGCCGCCUUCACCCAGACCCCGCGAAGGAGAGCGCCUGCCUCUGUGGCACCCCCACCCGGCGGCCCGACAAGAAGGCUGUGCAGCCUGCCCAGGGCCACACCAUCCCAGCGUUGCCUUUCAAAGAGACCCACGAACUGUUACUCAGCCCUCUGCCCCGGGAAGGGCCGAGGGUCGUCGCUGCUGCCGGAGAGAGUAGCAGACUUUCCGCCAGCGUGGCCCUCUCUGACUUAUCCCAGAAAAAGGAAGAGCACAAUUACUCCCUCUUCAUCGCCGACGGCUCAGGUGAACAGCCAACCAAAUGCAGUCCUAAAGACGAUGAAGAGGACGAGGAGGAUAUUGACGACGAUGACGAGGACCAUGAUGAAGGAUUUGGCAGUGAACACGAACUUUCUGAGAACGAGGAAGAAGAAGAGGAGGAGGAGGAUUAUGAGGACGACAAGGACGAUGAUAUUAGCGACACGUUCUCUGAACCAGGCUAUGAAAAUGAUUCUGUGGAAGACUUGAAGGAGAUGACAUCAAUAUCCUCCCGGAAGAGAGGGAAGAGAAGGUACUUUUGGGAGUACAGCGAGCAGCUCACGCCCUCGCAGCCAGAGAGGAUGCUGAAGCCAUCUGAGUGGAGCCGAGAGACUUUACCAAGCAACAUGUACCAGAAAAACGGCUUCCAUCACGGGAAAUAUGCAGUAAAGAAGUCGCGGAGAACUGACGUGGAAGACCUGACUCCAAACCCUAAGAAACUCCUCCAGAUAGGCAGUGAGCUGCGGAAACUUAACAAGGUGAUUAGCGAUCUGACUCCCGUCAGUGAGCUUCCCUUGACAGCCCGGCCACGGUCAAGGAAGGAAAAAAACAAGCUUGCCUCCAGAGCUUGUCGGUUAAAGAAAAAAGCCCAGUAUGAAGCUAAUAAAGUGAAAUUAUGGGGCCUCAACACUGAAUAUGAUAAUUUAUUGUUUGUAAUCAACUCCAUCAAGCAAGAGAUUAUAAACCGAGUACAGAAUCCAAGGGAGGAGAGAGUACCGAACAUGGGGCAGAAGCUUGAGAUCCUCAUCAAAGAUACUCUUGGUCUCCCCGUGGCUGGGCAAACCUCAGAGUUCGUUAACCAGGUGUUGGAGAAGACUGCGGAGGGCAACCCCACCGGGGGCCUGGUGGGGCUGAGGAUGCCGAGCUCCAAGGUGUAACUGGACCCGUCAGAGCUGUCUGUGUUCCUCCAGUUGGUCACUGUAAAUUUCCAUUCUGUUCUGCAUGUCAGUUUAGCAUUAUGUAAACAUUUACAAUUAGGUUACAUUGUUUUAAGAACUAAGUAGCAUAAGUGGAGCAUGGUCCAAAAUACUUGAUUAUCACAUUCUCAGAGCAUAAACCUUGCUGAGAAAGGGCUGCUGGAAUCAGAAUGGAAACCGACGCGCUUCGGUAAACAUUUAGGUACAGAUCACAAAGAGUCUGUGAGAGCAAAACAUUUGGGCCGAGAGCAGACGGUCGCACAUGCCAAAUACUGUGGUAGGUUUAUGCUCUGAACCACACACACAAAAUUGAGGAAGCAUUUUUUAAACAGUCAUUUUAGAUUGUUUUUAGAAUUCCGGCUUUUUGUUCUGAUUUUCCACAACCAUUAAUCUCACUUGUAUAUGGCCCAACCCAGCACUCAUGUGCCAUAUUAGAUGUUCAUUUUCCGAGCUCAAUAUGGUAUAUAUAAAUACAUAUAAAAAUAUAUAUGUAAUGUCUGUGCAAGUAAGAAAAAAAGCAUAUUCUUUGUGCCUUGUAUUUUGGGGAAAACUAUAAAAACUGGUAAUAUUUUGUAUGAUGAAAACCCUAAUGGGACAAACAAGAUCUACCGAUGGAAAAAUUACGGGGUUUAAACGUUUUUUGUUCCAACUCUUUUUCAAAUUUUUUGAAUGUAUAUAGAACUACGUUGAAAUGUAGAUACAUGCCACAGAGUCUGUGUAUUGUAUAAAAAAAACAAAACAAAAAACCACAAAAAAAGAUGGCUCUAGAAAACUCCUAUUUCGGUAUUUGACCGGAAGAAGACAAAUACUUGCACAUUAUUGUGAUUGUUUUAUUUUUUGUACCAAAGAUAAAUGCAACUGAUAUGGCAAACUGCCAGUCUAAGUAAAGUUUUGCACAGCUUACAUGAUACUGUAUGAAUGUAUGAAACAAAAGGAGAAAACAGAAGAAAGGUCAGGGUUAGGGAUCUUACUGAACUGUGAAUUUUAUUUCUGUUUGGGUCCAAUUAUCUACAGAAGGAGCAUCCACACAUACAUAUUACUUUGCUGUUCCUCUAGUUUGCUUCCAUAGUAGAUAACUUGGUGGCCGUGUAGGUGUCUGUAAGCCCUUUUCUUUCUGCACAUAUUGUAGGAAAUUUUAAUAUAUUUCAUUUUAGUAAGCUAUUGGUAAAAUAGUUUUUGACCUUGAAAAUUUUAAGAGUUUAUUUAGUUUCAUGUAGUAUGCGUCCUCCAAACAACCAAAAUACAGAUUAUUUUUAUUGUAUUAUGUAUAUAUAUGUAAAGAAAGGCGAAAAGCUAAAAAUAAUCAAAUUCUUUAGUUGCCACUUUUCCAAUUGACGUAUUAUCGUGCAUGUAAUAUUUUCGAAGAUCAACACAAGCUUAAAACAAUUUAUAGAUUUUUAUAUUUUUGUACAGGUAUUUUCAGACGAGCUUCUUCAGACUUACGUGUGACUUCUAUAGUUUCUAGAACCGAGAAAUAUUAACACUUAGUUCUAGGUGCUCUUUGGGCUCCCAUGCAGCGGCUUCCCUAGCCAGUGUUGUACCUGUGUCACAGCUUUACCUCUUGACGAGACGUGUCUUGUGUCCCGGCAGCGUUAUAAACCUUCCUCACAGACUCUUCAUCCCGUCUCCCUGACUGUUCUCGAAUCUUGUACUUUGAACUCUGAAAAUUGUUGGCUUCAAAGAUACAGUUAAGAGAGAAAACUCCUGUCUAGCCAGAAGUGAAAAAACCAAAAACUUCCAACUUAGCUGCUGGGAAAGGAUCUGUUUCUCCGACUCUUUCUCUUUCCCCUGCCCCUUGGAGAUCCCAGUCUUUUCCUGUUUGUCUCCGAAGCGUGUCCCCUUUUCUUUCACAUUCCCCGCCCCGCUCCCAUUUUGUGUUGCUUACAGCUUAGAGAGUUAACAGAGGCUUCAUUCUAAAACACACAGUGAGGACUCUCCGGUGUUGCUUGUCUGUUCUUUGACAUCGUGAGACAGAAACUAGGGAAGGAUUGUCUCAGCAUCGCAGCUGAACAGUAAUGCACUCGGGUUGCCUGUGCGCUUGGUGAGACCGAGGGGUUUUUGCUUUCCCGCUGACUGGGCAGUGAGCCCGACGGGCCGGGUUCAUGGAAUGCAGUGCAUGGUAGAAAGCUGUUCCCACUUUGGGAGGGCGAAGGCAAAGCACAGGUUUCUGCUUGGGGUAGGUGAAGGCUUACCAGGGCGUGUCUGGUAAACAGAAUCAUAUUCCAAAAUAACGGCAGUUUUGCAGUCAGGUGAAAAUCACUUUAUGAUAGAGAUUCAGCUGAUGAGGUUUAUAAAAUUGCCCCUUUGUAGCUGCUCCGUUAGAAAUUCUGGUUUUGAUACUUUUUUCCUGUCUGCAAACCAGAAUUUGAUUUUGGGGUCUUGCAUUUCAAAAUAUAAGACUUUGAAUCGUUUCGUAGAUUCCCUAUCCUUGCAUUUCAGUGUUUUAUAAGUACUACUUAAGUUAAAUAGUCAAAAGCUUUUCAAUAGUUGAGCUUUUUAAUGUUGACACUUUAUUUUGUACCUAUUUAUAUAUGUAUGUAUAUCUUAGAAGAGCACUUUGUUAAAAAAAAACAACAAAAAAACGAGCAUUUUAUAUGAUUCCUGCCAUUUGCUGCUAAAUCUGGGCUGGUGAGAAUGCUGCAGCGAUACUUGAUCUCCAUAAACCCUGGCAGUCAAAUGUAGAGUGCAGGUGACACCCUCUUGCUGUUGGACUCGGUCCUAAAGAUGACGUAGGCAAGCUGUGCAGCUUUACGUUUUAACCAGGGGACUCUGUGGCAUUUCGAAACCGUCUAGACGUGGUUGUACUUUGAUGCCAGUAAUAAUCUGCUUCCUCUGUUGUCAUUAAAAUGUAUACGUGUUGUGUAUCACACAAACAGAUCUUACAAGGGUGACGGACAAACCCCAGCCAGUGUACAUGUUCUGUUUUUGAAAAUUGUGGCAUGUAUUUCCGGGUGAAAACCAUGAGGGAAGAAUUCUCUCCAAGUUCUGUGUGUUCAUACAUGGUACACAGAGGGUUCAUCAUGAGGUCCAGAGUCUUACUCAAAGCGAAGGCAUUGUGAAUUCACCUCGACUAAGCCCAUGGUUCCAAAACAGUGAUAAACUUUGACCCUACCACUACUACGACAAAAAAUAAAAAUAAAAAAGACAAAAAAGUUCUUCCUCGUUUCAGACACACUGGAUUCUUUACCGCGUUUGUCUGCGUAUGAAAGCAUGCUGUCCAGUUGUUCUUGCUAAAAUCGUGUCUGAGUUUUGAAUUGGGUGCCACACUUUCUCAGUCCAUACGAUUGCUUUGUUCUCCUGUACCAUGUAUGAUUCUUGUCCUUCCCUAUAUCCUUCAUGACAGAUUAUGAUGUGGCUUUAUAUUGUGCCUUACUUGUACAUUUAAAACGAAACGUCGUCAUUCCCUUCCACUUGCUAAAUCUUUCCCUUUUGACCUUUCUGGUAAGAGAAUCAGAGCUAUUAUAAAACCAUCAUGAAGGAUUUCAGGUGGGCAUGGUUUCCAAUUCCCCUUCUUUAGAGCUAUUUUAUAUUUGUAUGGAAGACCAGUUUGAGUGGUCUUUGACUCUGAGGGGGAGGAAGAACAGAACUCUCGCUCUGCCCCCAUUUCUGCACUAGCAUACAUCUUCCUUCUGAUGCUUGACUUGAUUUGCUCCUCGCAAUGGUCUGCAUUUAAAGAAAGGUGUGUUCAUUUCAUCUGUUUGAAAUUGACUAUUUCGUUUUUCCAGGAUUUUUUAGGAGAACAGUCCCCAUUUUGUUUGUUUUAUAAAACAGAUGAUAAGUCUCUUUAAAAAGAAACAGAAGUAUAGUACUUUUGAAAUACAAUGCUGUUUGGAUUUCUUUUUUUAUAUAUAAUAUUCAUACAAUUACCUGAUGUUUGCCUUCAUUAAUAAAGCUGUUAGUUUAUUCACCAAAACGUCAAGGAUGGAUGUGCUUUUUUUUUAUUCCACAUGUUUAAAAUUAUUUUAGCUGCUACGAUUUAGUUACCUUUCUAAGAAAUGAAUUCAAGUUGCCUUCAGCAGGAAUUGACAAAACUUUAUGUUCCCUUUCUUUCUAGAGUCUUUCUAAAGUUCUGUUUAAGUAUUUUCUAGUUGAUUAUGUAACAGAAUGUUAGCAUCUCUCCGAAUCUUGAAACUUGAAUUUUGGGAAUGCAUUGAAUCCUUCUUUCAGUGUUAAGAGGUUUCAACUGUUCUUCUAGUGAAGUCUGUUGUGGAAUACCAUUUCCCAUGGAACCGAGGCCAUUUCCACAACUUUGCACAGUCCUGCAGUCUUGUUCUUCCCUUGGAUCACGAUAUAUAAGUCUCACACAGUGCCGUAAUACUUCUGGAUUCUUUUGUAAUCUUUGUAAUCUUAACAAGGGCAUUAUGAGAAGAUGACUCCGUGUUUUUUUAAUAUUUCAAACAAAAUGGGAUGUAACAGUGAAUGUCAACUGUAGGAAUGGUUGUUUCGUUUUAGGAAUAUAAGCAUGUGAGGAAAGAUGAUUAAAAUGUACUACUGAGAGUUUCACACUUCAUAGGCAAGUGGGAUUAUGUGUUGAAGCAUAAUCCUCGUGCCAGUAAAUUGACUAAAAUGGCAGAAAUUCCAUCACAGAACUGAAUUAUGCCAAAUUGCCACUUUUGUUUAGGAAAGAGAGAUCUGGGGUAGUCAGAGGCGAACAGAACCUUAAACCUACUCUUGGGAUUGAAGACUUGGCGGCUGGUGAGAACUUGAGAGUUGGGUAUUUCAGUGUGCCAAGUUUGGGGGGACCCAGUUUGCCUCUUUCUCAGCAGUGUAAACACAGUGGUGUAGUCCAUUCAGUCCGGGAUGGCAGGCAGCAGCACUGAUACUGUCUUGCCUGUCACCCGGGGUCUUUUUUUUUUUUUUCAGAACCAAAUAAUAGAAAUCUGUGUGUGUGUGUGUGUGUGUGUGUGUGUGUGUGUGUGUACUGUAUCUGCCUUUCCACCCCAUUUUUAUGACACUGUAUUCCACUGCCUGCUUUUUUUUUAACCUUCGUUUCCUCCGAUUCAUCCUAUAACUCAGCACUUGUGGUGAAACACCAGGGCUGACCACACAUAAGAAGUGAAAAGCGUAGAAGGGCAAGAAUUCAAAGCAUCUGUUCACACAAUGUCACAGCUUCAUUUGCAUAGUCGCGUAGGAUCCUAUUUGUAAUACUCUCAUAAAUAUUCUGUAGUUUUGUUCCCUCCCCAUACUGGAGCUAUGAGCCCUUUUCUUGGAUUCAGUCUUGUCUUUUGUCUAGAAAGAAUUUUAUCUUGUUGACGCAUGAGCUGUUUAAAAAUUAUUCUAUUAAAUGUUGGUUAAUAGUUGUGCAGUUUUCUUUUCAGAAGAAAAGGCAUAUCAGAUGUUGCCUUUGUUUUCUGUCACCUUCCAACCGCUCAGCACUUCUAGUCAGAUACAGAUUCAUCAGUGUAUGCAACAUCCUUUGUAAUUUAAAAUAAAAAAAUGAAAAGCUUUUG
Sorex fumeus (smoky shrew) is the source of this 7728-nucleotide messenger RNA. RefSeq names its product CREB3 regulatory factor (gene CREBRF). The transcript is spliced from 9 exons. Gene Ontology annotation, molecular function: DNA-binding transcription factor activity, RNA polymerase II-specific; RNA polymerase II transcription regulatory region sequence-specific DNA binding. Gene Ontology annotation, biological process: regulation of transcription by RNA polymerase II; response to unfolded protein. NCBI's taxonomy places the organism in Eukaryota, Metazoa, Chordata, Mammalia, Eulipotyphla, Soricidae. The record is from RefSeq and is a predicted model, not a curated record. Gene Ontology annotation, cellular component: nucleus. The coding region runs from base 311 to 2239 and encodes 642 amino acids.